Messenger RNA from Colletotrichum lupini, 159 nucleotides. RefSeq lists its product as uncharacterized. Lineage: Eukaryota; Fungi; Ascomycota; Sordariomycetes; Glomerellales; Glomerellaceae. The record is from RefSeq and is a predicted model, not a curated record. The transcript has a single exon. The annotation marks the transcript as partial.
AAUACGUUAAUAAUAAGUAUUAUAAAGAUUAGUUUCGGCUUAGGUAAGGAAAUCGUUACUCUAGGUAUAAUAAAAGUAAAGACGCACUUCGGAACAAUAACUUUUUAUAUUUUACCCGUUAAUACCCCAUUUCUCUUAUAUUUAAAAAAUAUAAAUUAA